AUGUCUCAAACCCAGCAAUGGUGCUUCUUCUUUGAUCUUGACAAUACGCUCUACUCCCAAUCUCUCGGCAUCUCCAAGCUCAUGGGAGAGAAAAUCCAAGACUAUUUUACUUCAUCUCUCCCUCUCGAUGCAGAAGAUGCCCGCACACUACAUCAUCGCUACUACAAGGACUACGGGCUUGCUCUUCAGGGUCUCAUCAAACACCACAAAAUCGACCCGCUGCAUUACAAUGCGCAUGUCGACGACGCCUUGCCACUAGAAACAAUCUUGAAGCCAGACCCAGCAUUACGAAAGCUGCUUGAAUCUUUCGACCGACGCAAAGUCAAGCUAUGGAUACUCACAAAUGCUUACAUCUCGCAUGCGAAGAGAGCCUUGACUCUGCUAGGCUUGGAUGAUAUCUUUGAAGGCAUCACUUUUUGUGAUUAUGCAAAAGAGCCAUUGUUGAGCAAGCCGGACAAAGCUUUUUUUGAAAUUGCCAUGAAGGAAGCAGGCGUUACUGAAAAGUCGCAUUGCUUAUUUGUUGACGACUCCCUGACAAAUAUCGAAGGUGCUGUACGGUUUGGCUUCAAAGAAAACAUCCACUUCAAGGAACCUCUCGAACAUCCGACAGGUGCACAGACUGUGCCAUCAGACAUCAAAUACACAACCAUAAAAGCCUUGCAAGAAUUGCCUUCGCUUUAUCCACACCUAUUCUUGCAAAGCACCACUCUCGAAGCAUAA
Protomyces lactucae-debilis is the source of this 720-nucleotide messenger RNA. RefSeq names its product HAD-like domain-containing protein. The coding region runs from base 1 to 720 and encodes 239 amino acids. The transcript is spliced from 2 exons. The record is from RefSeq and is a predicted model, not a curated record. Gene Ontology annotation, molecular function: nucleotidase activity. NCBI's taxonomy places the organism in Eukaryota, Fungi, Ascomycota, Taphrinomycetes, Taphrinales, Protomycetaceae. Gene Ontology annotation, biological process: nucleotide catabolic process; pyrimidine nucleobase metabolic process.